AUGAAACUCUAUGCUUUGCGGGCCACCCAUGAAAUUCUGGUUCACCCAGUUUCCAACUUUUCCAUAAACGGUACAGAGUAUGGGCUUCCGUAUCCGUCUCUUUAUGGAAAACUAAAGUAUCUCAAGCUAGAUAGCUCUGAUUUGUCGCCAGGUGAUCUCACAAAAAUUAUGCGUAAUAGGUCGAUCUUGAUUUUGAAGGCGCAAGAAAUAUUUACUAGUAAGCCUCAUUGGGAUGUUUUUUCCGCAAUGAUCAAGAGCCCUAAACAUACCCUUCUUUUGGUUGUACCAAAGAAUAAGGACGUUUUACAAGGACCAAAAAAGUGUGAUGAUGCUCAUGCAACUACGUUUGCACAAGCCGAACUACCUAAAUGUGAGGACUCUAAAGUUUAUCAAGAAAGUUUGAUAAAGCUAGAGGAACUUUUCAAAGUUGCAAAGUGUCCUAUUGGGAUUAUACAAGAUGGAGAUGAAAUAGAAGAAGUUUGCAAGCUCGCUAGCGCCAAUGGAGGACUCCUGAGUGAUGAAAUACGGCUUAUUACUAGGCAAUUUGAGCCAAGUUCCGUCUCCAAAUUUUCUAGCUUCAACCUCUUUGGAUCUCUCAAAAAUCAAACCCUUGAUGACUCUGCACCUACACUCCUCAUAACUGCUCCCCUCGAUACUUUUAACUUUGUCCAAACAAUAUCUUCCACAGCGGGAUAUAAUACACCUCUUGUUGCGCUCUUGGAGCUUGUGAAGAUCUUUGGGCAAGGGCUACCGAUCAAGGGGCCACUUCCAUGGAAGGUUAAAUUUUUACUCACAACGGGAACUGUUGUAGAUUUUUAUGGUCUAAAAUACUUUCUUAAAAAGGAAAAGGUAGAUUUUGCAAUUGCUCUUGAUGAUCUUUCUGGGGACUCCCUCUACGUACAUGGUGGUUUUGUUGACGAUAAGACUCAAGGAUUUGUAAAGGCUCUAAAGAGUGUCCUUGGGGCGGAAUUUAAAGAACGAGAUUCGUCCGGUACAGAGUUUUACUUUGCACACGAUGUAUUCACCAAACAUAAGAUUCCUGCAGUUACAAUUACUUCCGUGGAAAGGGGAGUUUUAUUGCCCCUUCGUUUAUCAUCAUUUCAUUUUAGAUUUAACCCCAAUGUUCUUUCCGAUAAAAUCUCAAAAAUCGCAGAAUCGCUUGUUAAAUUUUUCAAUGGAAAGUCCAAAAAAGUUGAUGUAAAACCAGAAAGUCUACUCUCCUGGGAUACACUUUUAUCUGAACCUAGAAACACAUUUGAAGCUGACAUUUCUGGGCUCAAGAGUGUUGCUCUUGUUGUUGAACAUUUGGAGGAAUAUUUAAAUCUUGAAAAGGAAACCUUCAAGACAUCCGUUUCAACGAGUGUCAUCAAAUCUCCCUCCGUCAACAAGGCCACAGUGUACGCUUCAAAGCACGCUAUUUUUGACAUUUUUAUCGCUACCGCUGUUUUUUCAUAUAUAUUUUUGGUUUGGAGCGUCGUCAGGACGCCAAAAAAUGCAAUUAAAGAAAUUGGAGGAAUACUCUCUGUAUUUGUAAAUCCCAAGAGUCACAAGGAAUGA
Molecule: messenger RNA, 1557 nt
Organism: Theileria equi strain WA
Lineage: Eukaryota; Apicomplexa; Aconoidasida; Piroplasmida; Theileriidae
Exons: 2
Coding region: 1-1557 (518 amino acids)
Biological process (GO): regulation of signal transduction
Cellular component (GO): endoplasmic reticulum membrane
Source: RefSeq, a predicted model, not a curated record